Euleptes europaea (tarantolino) is the source of this 1458-nucleotide messenger RNA. RefSeq names its product coiled-coil domain containing 112 (gene CCDC112). The coding region runs from base 117 to 1445 and encodes 442 amino acids. The transcript is spliced from 9 exons. NCBI's taxonomy places the organism in Eukaryota, Metazoa, Chordata, Lepidosauria, Squamata, Sphaerodactylidae. The record is from RefSeq and is a predicted model, not a curated record.
AAAACUGUUUCAGUACUCCAGGGGUUGAUCAAAAUAUUUGGAACUGGCAGAAGAAAGCUGAACAGAUUAAAAAAGCUGAAUUCAUAAGAGAAGGAGAAAAACUAAAAACCCAGUUUAUGAAUAUUGAAAAGGAUAAAAAUAGCCUUCUCUUCCACAAGAAAAGUGACUUUAGAUUGGAGUACAGCACACUAGAAGAACUGGAAUACAAACUGACUAAAAACCGGAAAGAAGAAAAAGUUAAAAUCCAGCAACAACUGACAAAAAUUCAUAAUAAUGUUAAGGGACUUCAGCGGCAAUUGAAAGAUGUGAAACCAACCCCAGAAUUUGUUGACAGACUCAAAGAAAUUAUGGAAGAAAUUGAAAAUGCAAUAAACAACUUCAAAGAACAACAACGACAAAUCUAUGAGGAGCUUAUAAGAGAGGAGAAGACUUCUACUAAUGAGCUUAAUGGCUUGGAGAGAAAAAUUGAAAGGUGGACACUGGGUACUUCAGCAACAGAAAAAGCUUUCAGGCAAGGCACAAUUCCAGUAGAUAAAGAGAUUCAAAAUCAUCUGCCUGAUGAGGUACUAGAGCUUGAAAGGUUUCUUCAGCAAACAGGAGGAAGAUACGGAGGGUGGGAUGAAUAUGAUCAUCAGGUUUUUCUGAAAUUGUGGACAAAGCAUAAAGGAAAACCAUCAUAUAUUGAGGAAGCCCAUGAUUAUUUUCCUGAAAGAACAAAAGAGGAUAUUCAGCAGCAUGAGAAAUGGUAUCAAGAAUUUCUAAUUUUAGAAGCAAGAAAAAAGGAGUCUAUUAAAAAGUGGAAGACAAAAAAACAACAAGAAAGGGACAAAAUCUUAGCCCCAAAACAGAGCCCAGAAAAAGCACACUCCUCAAAUCUUCAGUGGGAAAAAGCUCAGAAGCAAAAGGCUGAAGAAGAAAGGAAAAAGCAUUUGGAAGACCUUAAAAGAUGGAGAAGACAAAAAGCAAUAGAGCAUGCAAUGAAGCAAGCUGCUCGACUGGAAGAAGAAGAAGAGAAAGAGAAGAAAAUGCAGAGAGAACGAGAGCGGCAGUUCCAGAUAAAGUUGCUGUUGGAAGAGUAUGGUAGGCAGAAAAAGGAGCAGGAAGAGUUUGUGAGGCUUGAAAAAGAGAAAAGAGAGGAAGCUGAAAGGGAAGAAAGGAAAAGAACUGCUGCAGAAGAAAUUCUUAAAUUUCAAGAGCGAGAUCUGCAUAAACUUGAGCUUCAGAUUCUAGAAAAACAGAAGAAGGAAGAAGAAAAGAUGGAAAAGGAAAAAAGAUUGUCCAAGUUGAGAGAGAAGGUUGAAAUCAAUGUACUGCGAGACCCAUCUAGGCUGUACAAACUCACAAAAGUUUGGGAGGAACGAACAAAAGAGAUUGGACCAGUGGGUACAGAGCCACUUAUGCAUAUUCCACACAGGGCUGUCCCAACCUGGCGACAAGGGCUAUAGCUGGAUGUCUGCA